Cololabis saira (Pacific saury) is the source of this 10920-nucleotide messenger RNA. RefSeq lists its product as uncharacterized. The record is from RefSeq and is a predicted model, not a curated record. Lineage: Eukaryota; Metazoa; Chordata; Actinopteri; Beloniformes; Belonidae. The coding region runs from base 100 to 10425 and encodes 3441 amino acids. The transcript is spliced from 46 exons. Gene Ontology annotation, molecular function: zinc ion binding; protein binding.
CAGACGAAAAGAAAUAAAGAAAUAAAGAUGUCUGCCUGCCUUUAAGGUCCACCUGUCGGCCCUAUUACGUGUCCUGGAGACUCCUGAGGUGCAGCGACCAUGAACGUCCAUCACCGCCAUGUGACCCCUGAGGAGGAUGAGGGAGAGGAUGCUGUCCCUGGCGGGAGCCAACACCUGCAGGGACGAUGGUCUUCAGGCCCAUUUAAAUGGAGGAAGAUCUCUGCAGGCGAGGAGGUAACACACAGCGAUGGAGACUCUGAGUUACAGGAGAUAACUCUUGGAUUGAACACGUCAAAUUCAGACUUCAGUCCCUCUUCGUCCUCUCCAAGGAAGAGAAGGUGUGUUGCUAGGGCAACUUCCUGCUACAAGGAAUAUAGCUCCGAUGACGAAAGUGAAGAAUCUUGGUCGCCUCACGACAGCGACGCCACGUAUCAGGAGGACCCGUCAGAGCUCCCUGAGUCGGAUUCUUCUCAAGAGGAGACGUCGGGACGUCGGGACGCUUCACCCGCCCGGCUGGUCGGGAAGUCCUCAGGUGAACGGGAUUCAAAACCCGGGCGCAAACCGCAGGCGGCUGCAUCGGCAGGGAAGUUCACAUCCUUUACCAGGAAGAAUCACUGCUACGUUUGCGGGAAAGCUCAAUGGAAAAUCGCUCGUCAUUUUGCAAAGCAUGCCGACGAGGAGCCGGACAUCGCCGAAGCCCUCGCUCUGCCCAAAGGCUCCCUUGAGCGCAAAAAGCUGCUCAACAAAUUACGAAACAAAGGAAAUCACAAACACAACCAAGAGGUGCUGAGGAAUAAAAGCGGAGCUUUGAAGUUGGGCAUGCGAGCCUCAGCCGCAGAAACCAAGGAGCUGGAGGAAUGCAUGUACUGUAAACGCAUCUUUAGACGGGGGGAGUUGUGGAGGCACGUCACCAAAUGUGCCAAGGACACGGCGGAGUGUGGCGCGAUGGACCGGGCGACGAUCCUGGACCGGGGAAUUCUCGAGGAGUCCACUGUGGAGAUCCUGUCCACGAUGGAACAGGAUGAGAUUGCCGUUGUGAUUCAACACGACUCCUACCUCAUCCGUCUGGCGCAAAGUCUGGUGAAGAGGUGCGGGAACGACCCGAGCAGGAGCGACUACGUCCGGAAGAGACUGAGGGAAAUGGGAAGACUCCUGAUGGAGCUGCAUAAGAAGUCCAUAUUAAGCUUUGAGGACGCCGUCCAGCCGAGCAACUUCUCCAAAGUGGUAUGGUGCGUGAAACGCGUCGCUGAGUUCGGCCUCAUGAACCGGAGCUACAACAAACCGGGCCUGGCUAUGGCUUUGGGGAAGUCGCUCAAAAAGGUGUGUGGCCUCGUCGUUGCCGGAGCCGACGGUGACGAGACGAUUACGAGAAACGCUCAAGCGUUCAUGGAGCUCUGUGAGAAGGAGUGGGGCGACCUCGGCCCUGGGACGUCCACCCCCUCGUCGGGCGACCGGAAGGUCUGCAGCCCGUCGACGAUACCGUUCACCCGGGACGUGCAGGUGUUUUACAAAUACCUGGAGAGGUUGUCGGAUUCAGCCGCUGAGCGCCUGACGACCUGUGAAGGUCCCGAGGCCUACAACACGCUCUGCAGGGUGACGCUCGCACGGGCGGCGGUUCUAAACAGAUGCACGCAGGAGGUGUCGAGGAUGACGCUGAGGUCCUUCCAGGAGCGGGCCGACACCACCAAGGUUCUGUCCAAACACUUCAUCAGGAUAAACAUCGGGACGGGUCAGGGCGCGGCGGUCCUGCUGAGCUCUCAGCUUGUAGACGUGCUGACCCUGCUCAUCAGCAAGAGGGCGGCGUGCAACGUGCACCCGGACAGCCCCUUCCUGUUCGCCAAGCCCGACUCCUCGGCGGCGAGCCACCACCGCGGCGAGGCCUGCAUCAGGUCUUUCUCCAGCUUGUGUCGCGCCAAGAACCCGGAGCACCUCAGGUCGGCGCGGCUGCACAAGCACACGGCCAGAAUCUUCCAGAUCCUCAACCUGGAGAACGACGAGCUGGACCACCUCGGCACGCUGCUGGGCCACGACAUCCGGGCCAAGCGGGAGUACUACCGCUCGCCAGCGGCCGCCGUUGAGCUUGCCAAGAUCGCCAGACUGCUUUUGGCAAUGGAAAAAGGUUCCCUGGAGAGAUUCAAGGGAAGCUCUCUGGAGGAGGUUGAGAUUGAGGAUGAGCUGGAGCCAGACCUGGAACACGACACGAAUACUGACGGCCGGGAGUUGGAUCUUUUACUUCAGCAGGGCGACGAGGCGGACCAGCACAGCCGAUUGUUGAGUCCCGAGCAGGACGCCCUGGAGCACAUAAAGGCUUGCAGAGACAAAUCCUUCCUCCAGCAGAAGUUUAUCGACCCCUUUAAAGGUCGAGGUCUGUUCACCAGGGAGUCCAUCGAACCUUCUGCGUUUGUUGUCGAGUAUCAAGGGAACAUCUUUCCUCACGAAGGAGAUGGAAGGAGAUGUGGAUAUGCUCUCAACGGUUAUAUGUUCAGAUUCUGGUGGAACGGAGCAGAGUGGCGCAUCGACGCUUCGGAGGAGGACGGGACGCUCGGGAGACUUGCGAAUGACGAGCAAACGAGCCCCAACUGCAAAGUCAAGAAGAUCAUUUACGAAAAGAAACCUCACUUGUGUUUGUUUGCGCUGAAGGAGAUAACGCCAGGAGAGGAAAUCACCUUUGAUUAUGGGAACUCCUGCUUCCAGUGGCGCUCGCAGAAAACGUGUGAGGAAGAAGAUGCUUCAGAAACAGACCUAAACACUGCUGCAUCUCCUCUCAUGGAUGAGACGGUUGAGGCUGAAAUCUCCAGUUACAGUGAAUCCUCAGGCGAGGAAAACGUCUGCGAUGAAGAGGCGGACACGGAGCACAGUUUCUCCGACUUCUCCGAUUUCGACGACCCACUCGUCCCCCAACGAGACGAGGGCAGCUCCGGUUCUGACGAAUCGGACCUGGAGGCGCCACCCAAACGCUUUAAAUCCACCAAGGGAAACUUCUGCUACGUCUGCGGGAAAAUUCAGAACAAAAUCUCCCGUCACCUCUUCACGCACAAGAAGGAGGAGGCCGAGAUCGCGGAGGUGUUGAAGUUGCGCCGGAACAGCAAGGAACGUAAGAAGAUGCUGGAGAAGCUUCGAAACCGAGGGAACGACAUGUUCAACCAGAGGACCCUGAAGGCGGGCCACGGACCGCUGAAGCUCAAUAGGAAGCGGGACACGCUGGAGGACUCUGCCAUCUGCAUUUACUGCAAGAAGAUAUUCUCCCAGAAGGGCUUUUGUGGACACAUACAGAGGUGUCCCAUGAAGGUCUCGGACCCUCCGGCGGGGGUCAAGGUUCAGACGUUGGCCCUGGUGGCUACGAGGCUCACGGACCCCCAUCGCAUCUCAUCAGCCGUCAGGAAAAUGUUGAGAACGAUGAAGAGGGACAAGAUCAGCUCUGCGGUUCUAAAGGAUGCCGACCUCCGUCAGCUGGCGCAGUGUUUGUACCACAUGCACGAGGGCAGGAGGAACGAUACGGGCAUCCUCCGGGAGCUGAGGAUCCUGGGAGGACUCCUGUUGACGUUGCAGGAGAAGUCCAUACCCAGCUUCGCCGAGGCCAUGAAGCCUCAGAACUUCAGCGCCGUGGUUGAGGCGGUGAAGGAACGGGCGAGUAGCGGGAAGGAGGCGCGGUUCGUUAAGAAGCUGGUGACCCCGUUGGCGAAUCUACUGAAGAAGCUGGCGGGCAUCAAGUACGCCCGGGCGCUGAACGACGGGGCGGAGAAAGCGGCGUUGCAGGAAGCGGAGGAGUAUAUAAAGCUGUGUAGAGAAGCGUGGCCCUCUGGCACGCCGCGGCUGGCAAAGGUCCCCGGUCAGCCCACCGCGGCCUUCAUGAGGGACGUUCAGGCUCUCUUCAAGUUCACCGAGGACACGGUGGCGUCUGCGGCCAAAACUCUGGCCAUCUACCAAAGCGCCCCGGUCUACACGGCGCUGCUCCGGGGGGUCGUCGUAUUCCUGUCCAUCUUGAACAAAAACCUCCCAAAACUGAGCCUGGAGUCGUUCCAGGAGAGGGCCGAGACGGGGGCCGAGGCGGGGGCCGAGGCGGGGGCCGAGGCGGGGGCCGAGGCGGGGGCCGCCCCCGGACACUCGCAGUUCGAGCAGAUCCUGUCCAGGAGCACCGUGAAGAUCGAGGUCGCCGCCCACAAGGGGGGGAAGGCGUCCCUGGUCCUGACCCCCGAGCUGCUGUCCGCCGUGAAGCUGCUGGUGGAGAAGAGAGCGGCGUGCAGCGUGGCGGAGGACAACCCCUACCUGUUUGGGAAGCCGGACGCCUCCAGCUCCAGCAUCUGCAGCAAACCUGUCUGUUUCAACUUGUUCGUGGUGCGGUGCGGCGCCCAGGCUCGGGCGGGCCUCAGGUCCGAGUUCUUUCAGAAGCAGGUGGCGAGAAUUUUCCAGAUCCUCGUCCUCGGGAACGAUGGGCUCCGUCAGCUGGGGGCGCUGCUGGGCCGAGAGAUCCGGGCGGAGAAGGAGUACUACCGGACUCCGGAGGCGGCCAUGGACAUCGCCAGGAUCUCAGAGCUGCUGUCGGCGCUGAAGGCCGGAUCUCUGGAAAGCUGCGGAGGAACAUCUCUGGAGGAGGUGGAAGUUCCAGACGUACUGCAGCCUGAGGAACCGGAGAGUGAAGCUGAGGAUGAAGACGCGUUAAACUCUCUUCAGGAGGCUGGUUCCUCCAACUCAACAGGCUUCUUUUCAUCCACUAAAAGAAAAAGCAGAGAGGCUGCUGGGAAGAAGCGAGACAGCAGAAAGAAGAAGGGAGACAGCAGCAAGAAGAAGGGGGAUGAAAACGGAGAAACCUCGACACAAACCGCGGAAACCGACGGCCGACCAGAGGAGACGCCGGUGCAGAGACCCGCGUCUCCACCCGAGGAGGGAGCGUCUCCGAGGGAAGACGGGGAUCUGGACGUUUCCUUUAGCGACUACGAUGACAUGAAUGUGGACUUAAACCUCAACUCGGACACAGGCGACGAUGACCAAGAGAAGAGAAAUGAAGAAAACGGUGCCGACAGCGAUGUGGGUGGACCUGCUGCCGGUGCUGAUGGGGAGGAGGCGACGCCAGAGCUUAACGGCUGCGACGGGGCGACCAAGGUCCCGUCUCCUCGCAGGCGCAGCGCUGAGACGAGCCCCGCCCCCCCGGAGGACAACGACUCUGACGACGGAGAGGCAGAACAAGCUGACUGGGAUGAUGUUGACCACAACGACUCCUCUUCCUCUCCGCCUCCAGAAAAGAAAAACUUGUCACCUGCUGAGAUGGGGAUCAAAGAAGUGAGGGUAUUGAUCACAAAACUCGACAUGGCCAAUUUGCAGGCGUCAGUCUAUGCUCCCCGGUUAUCCUCGCCCAACAAGCCGGCGGUUAAAGUUAGCACCGAUUCCAGGAGCGAGAGCGAGACGACGGCUCCGCCCACAGAACUGCCCACAGAAUUGCCCAAAGAACCGGCUAAUGAGCCCAGCUCUGCCAAGGUCGUGAACAUGAUCUGCUCCCACUGCAAGAAGAACAUGAUGAAAGGACAAACGGCCUUCCAGAAAAAGGGCUUCACGGACGUCUUCUGCUCCAAAAACUGCCUGUUUGAGAUGUUUCCGUACAACAAAGCAGCCGUGAGGACGUGUCACUACUGUUGCAAGGAGAUAUUGCAACCGCUGGACCUCAUCAUGGCAGUCGUGGACCCUAAAGGCACCAUGAAGGACUUCUGCAGUCCGACCUGCUUGUGCUCCUUCAAGUCGGAGGCUAAGACGAGAAUCAAAGCGAGGUCUCAGCUCAGCUGCUCUCAAACGAUGUCCACCCAGACCCUGCCGUCACUCUGCAGCACAUGCAAGAAAACCUGCACUACAUCCCUGGAGCUGAGUCUGCAGGAGGGGAUCCACAGCUUCUGCAGCGAGACCUGCCUGGAAGUUUUCUGCAGAGACAAUGUGGGUGUCUGCGAGAACUGCAGCUCCGUCUGCCGCAGAAAGCCGCUCACGCUGAGGCUGCAGGACGGCGCCAAAAGCAUCUGUGACACAGAAUGUUUGGAGGAGCUCAGAAAGGGCAUCCAGACGCCGCACCAGUGCACGCUGUGCCACUGCUCUAAGCCCAUGUCAAGAAUGGUCGUCCACAAGAGCGGCGACAACGUGGUGGAGCUCUUCUGCAGCGCCUACUGUGUGAGGACCCACAAGCUGCUGCCCAACAUCCUGCUGGAGCCGCCAGGAAAGAAAAACUCCACGUCCACUGAAUCGGAGGAUGCGCCGACACUCUUCAUCGCAACCUCGGAUUUAAAAUGUUGCAUCUGCAAGAAAAAGAUGAGGAAAGGGUGCACCGUUUUUAAGCUGAAGAACCCACGAGAGGCUUUCUGUUCUGCAGCUUGUGUCUCGGAGAAACAUCCCAACACUAACCCCAAGAAGUGCCACAACUGCUCUAAGGUCAUCGAAAGACCUCAAAGCGUCAUCCUGUCCCCCGUGGACAGUACGGGAACCAUGAUGGAGCUGUGCAGCGAAGCGUGCCUCUCCUCCAUCAAAUCCAAGCGGAUGGCUGCUGCAAAGCCGCUGCACCAACAGGACGGUCCGUCCUCCCUGUGCAAGAUGUGUGGCAAAUACUGCUACUGUUCGUUCAACAUGACCCUCCGUGACGAGGUCCACAGCCUCUGCAGCAAGUCCUGCCUCAUCAACUACCACAAAGUCAACAACAUUCCCUGCUCCUGCUGCGACAUGUGCGGUGCCCUCUGCCCCCACAAAUGGCUCACGGUUAAACUGGAGGACGGCCCCGUGACCAUCUGCGGAGACGACUGUCUUCACAAGUUCAAAGAGAAGGUGGAGACGCCGCAGCUUUGCUCAAUGUGCCACACACCUCAUAAGAUGCUGGAUAUGCUGGAGAAAAUAAACCCCAAGGGGAAGGUGGACUUCUUCUGCAGCUACCGAUGUGUGACGAUGGACGGAGCCCAGUCCCUCUAUGCCUCAGAAAUGUCUUCAGUUGAUUCCGAUGAGGUGAAGCCGGUGCUGGCGAGUUUGGGCUGCCUGAAAGAAGAGCCGGUCGAUGAGGAAUACGAUGAGAGCCUCGCUAACUCUGUUACCCCAGAGAUCAUCAAGGACGAGCCAAAGCCACCGAAGGAGGAACUGACCAUCGACUCCAUCUUCUCCCUGGUGGAGGACUCGAAGCCCGUAGAGCCGGCCCACGUGGACGUACGCAUGUCCUGCUCGCUGUGCAGUACGGUGCUGACGGACGGGGAAACGGUGUACCAGAGGAAAGGCCACGAGGAAAUAUUCUGCUCCACACCCUGCCUGCUGAAGUUCUACCAGAUGAAGAAGAAGACGUGCCACUUCUGUCUGCAGGUGAUAACCAAACCCGAGGUGGUUCUCCAGGCUUCGGUGGAUGAUGACGGGACCAAGAAACACUUCUGUACCAAGAUCUGUCUCUCCUCCUUCAACUACAAGAAGAUUGUGUCCCCCAAAGCCGCGGUCGAGUCGGUCGGAUCGCACUCGCAGUGCAGCAUGUGCACCCGAUACUGCAUUAGCAAACAUGAGCCUAUCCUCCACAACGACGUCUACAAGAUCUGCAGCGACCCGUGUCUGAAUCGUUUCUGCAACAUCAACAACUUGCACCAAUGUGACAACUGUCGCUCCUGCUGCGCCUCGCAGCUCACGCUGAAGACGGCAGACGGAGACAGGACGCUGUGCGGCGCCGAGUGUUUGGCCCAGUUCAAGCUGAAUGUCCAGACGCCGCAGCAGUGCGCCAUGUGCUGCACAUCUCACCUCAUGUCAGACAUGGUUGAAAACAGAAACGGUGAAGAUGUGAUCGAGCUGCUCUGCACCAACAGCUGCAUGAUGGCGUCCAAGAUCCAGGCCAUCAGCGCAUCAGGUGCAAGUCUGAACUGCGACAACUGCAGUAAGAUGACGAUACCAGCUUGUCACCUCGCCAUGCCGGAUGCCUCCAUCAGAAACUUCUGCACUCUGACUUGUGCCAUGGCUUUCAAGGAUAUAAAGAAAGACAUGACGGCUGCUACCAACUCUCCUGAAGCUCAAAACACAUCUCACAGUGACUUUGACAAACCACAGGAGAAAUUGCUGUGUGUCGAGUGUGAACGGAUCAUAAAGGCUCCACCCAUAGUUGUCCAGACUAAGGGCCGGUUGAACUUUGUGUGCAGUCUGGACUGUUCCCAGGACUUUAAGAAGGCCAACAACAUGAUGAGGACCUGUGAAUACUGUAAGAGUGAGAGGAUCAUGCAUGAGGUCAAGCGCAUCGACAACAAAGACUGCUCCUUCUGCAGUGACGGCUGCAGGAUGCACUUUGAAAAUGAGCUGGAGAUCAGGUGGGGUAAACACUGCCACUCCUGCACCUUCUGCCUCUCGGUCUCCAAGAACGUGUUGGUGAGCCAGAAAAGGACCUCACGAGAAGAGUUUUGCUCCCAAGUCUGCAGCUCGAACUACAAAAGUCUCAUCAGCCUUACAGCAAAGUGUGACGAGUGUGGUCGUACGGGGAGAAUGAAGCAGAGUCUUCCUCUCCUGGGAGAUGCCAAACACUUCUGCACCCUGAAAUGCCUGCUGCGUUUCUGCAAUAAAAGCGUCCACAACGUCCACAAGGUCGACACAGCUGACGCUGUGCAGUCCUCACCCGUCAUCACCAGCGUCAUCUCGCUGUCCAACGCUCGGCCAGGGCAGCCUCGUGCAUCUGACAGCUGCACAAAACUUGGACCUUUCAUAGACAUCCAGACGAAGGUCGUUGGACAUGCCGGCGUCCAGACGUUCUCCAAGGAACUCAAGAACAAAUCUACGCUCUGCGUUCCCCUGGUCCACAACAAAGGAGUCUCCUGCUCGGUGCAAACCGUGGAAAUGGGACAACAGACAGACUGUGAAGAGAAGGCUCCACCCAGGGUGUCAGUGCUGCCGGUGCCGGUCCCGGUGCCGGUCUUCAUUCCCGUACCCAUGAACAUGUACAGCCAGUACGCACCGAAACCUGUUGCCCUGCCGAUACCGCUGCCGGUUCCCAUGUUCUUCUCUGAGAAGCUGAACGGGUCCGAGCCCACAGAAACAGUGGAAGAGAAGAAAGCGAAUGAAUCCAUCGAGGCCAACUCCAGGUCUGAGCCCACAGACAUGGAAGAGAGGAUAGUGAAUGAGUUGAUGGAGGCCGACUCCGGGUCCGAGACUGACGGCAGAGACGAGAUAGAGGACGGCCAGGAUGACGAAGUGACGAAAGAAGAUGAAGAGCAGAAAGAGUCUGCUCUAGACCACAUCAGCAGCCAAAGCAACGAUUCGGACUCAGAUUAUCAGCCCGCUUUGAACGAGCUGAAAGCUUUGAUCUCCGACACCAACAACGGUUUAUCCAGUCAAGCACAAAGCCCCGCUCCCGACUGGGACCUGAACCCGUCCGGCAGGUCUCGGACCUGCCAGACGUCGACUCCUCUGCCUUCGCCUCUGCUGCUGCAACGGCUUCAGGGGAGGGUCCCCACAAACAACAAGGGUUGUGAGCUGCAACUUUGGCCUGAAGCUGAAGAGGAGAUGUCUCACGGAGGUCUUCAAAAGGUGAUGCCCAGGAAGCCCAACAGACUUAAGAGUCAGUGUGGAGUUGAUGCUUGGAGGAAAUGGAUCCAGUGGAGAGAAUCACAAACCCAGCUGGGAGUUGCUUCCUUACCUGCGGUGAAGCUAAAGGCGGACAUCCUGAGGUGCUCUUCGGCCGAGCUGAGCAAUGGCCUCUGCCUUUUAAUCGCCGAGCUGAGGCAGCCGCAGGGGGAGCUGCACUCGCCCGACAGCCUCUUCUACCUCUGCCUCAGCAUCCAGCAGUAUCUGUUUGAGAACGGGCGGGUGGAGAACAUCUUCAGCGACAGGAUCUACCAGAAGUUCUCGGUGGAGUUCACCGACAUCCUGAAACAGUUCAGGCCGUCUCUCACGGCCGGCGGUUUAGUUCAUUCCCGGGUGGAGGAGAAGUUCCUGUGGGACUGCAAGCAGCUGGGGGCGUACUCCCCCAUCGUGCUCCUCAACACGCUGCUCUUCUUCUGCUGCAAGUACUUCGGCCUCACCACAGUGGAGCAGCACCGCCGGCUGUCCUUCGCCAACAUCAGGACCUGCGUCAAUACCAACGGGGACGACUCCAUUUCCGUGGUCCGCUUCUACCGGCUGGAGUCCCGGACGGAGGCAGAGUCCGAUUCAGAAGUCGUGCCGAGGAAGAAACAAAGGUUAAACGAGCGUGAAGAUGAUUACCUGGAGAUCGAGGAGAACACAGAGAACCCGCUGCGUUGUCCCGUCAGGCUCUUCGAGUUCUACCUCUCCAAGUGCUCUGAGUCGGUGAGGCGGCGCAGCAACGUCUUCUAUCUUCUGCCCGACCGCAGCUGUGCUCCGAGCCACCAGCUGUGGUUCUCCUCCACGCCGCUGGACGACACCACGCUGGAGGCCAUGAUUGUACGAACGCUCAUCGUCCGAGAGCUGCAGAGUGACGACAGAGGAGGGACGUGAGAGAACCAAGAGAUCUGCUCCAGAGGAAGAGGAGGACCCUGAAGGAUGAAGGCAGCUACAAAUAAUCACCUUUAGUGUGGAUUCAGUGUUAGGAUUUAGCAUUAACUUGAGUUUAAAUAUGUGGAAAUGUCCAUCCAUCCAUCCAUUUUCUAUACCCACUUUAUCCUUUGAAGGGUCACAGGGGUCUGCUGGAGCUUAUCCCAUCUAUUUUCAGGCGAGAGGCAGGGGUUAGCCCUCAUUCAGACACUUGGUGGAGUCGAUCUGGAUGUUGUCAAAAUAAACUGCCGUCAGUUUUAUGAAGCAGUAACCGUGGAAACACGCUGGCCAGUCUGGGGUAAUCAUAGGCUGGAUCUUGCUGUCGUUCGGAUCCGAAAUAGAAAACCGUGGUUUACAUUAACGGUUGAUUUAAACUGUCUUAAGAGUUUGUUUGUUUGUUUUUUUAAUUAACACAUUUCAAUUUUGUGACUUUUAUUUUUAAUAAAGAAAUAUAUUGAA